GCAAGACGCUCCUCCUCCCCCGGUCUCCUUUCCACCUGGUUUUCCUGCCACACUCAACUUUCUUGAUUGCCCUGUAUCUCUUUUCUCUUCGGUCGGUUGGUGGAGAUCGGAUAAGAGAUGGCCGCCAAGCUAGCCUUCACGGAAGAAGAGAUGGCUGUGGACGAAUGCCUCGGGUACCCAAAAGCCUACGCCAAGCUCUGUAGAAGUCCCAGUGUGCUCAAACUCUACAUCCAAGGACCCCCUUUUGCCUUCCUUCCCUCCGUCUUGCAGCCUCAGGAGGCUUUGAGAGCAAAAGACUUGAAUCGGAUGUUCCCGGUCAUCGAUCCAGAAGCAAAACCUUCUGUUAAUCCCAGAGGUUAUGUCAAUCUCCUGUGGAAGCAACUGGACCAUCUUGGGAAUGCUGGAUUUGAUCCUGCACUGUUUCGAGUGGACCCUUACGGCAAUGUUCUCUAUCUGAAUGCUGAUCCAGCUUCUCCCCUUGCUUGGGAUAUUGAUCAUUGGUUUCCUUGUUCAAGAGGGGGGAAAACUAUCCCUGGCAACCUAAGGCUACUGCAAUGGCAAGUGUGUAGAAAGAAGCACAAUAAACUGGAGUUUCUCAUUCCAUGGUGGGAUCUUCAAUUGGGUGUCUCUGUUAACCAGUUUCUAUCCAUAUUCGCUUCCAGGAAUUCAGAUUUCAGGAACAGAGCAUUUUCCUUCUUGUUCUUGGAUGGGGGGAGCGAGGAGUUGAACUCAUUGCAGGCUGUUGAAUCUCAUAGCUUUCCACAGCAUUUCAUUGAGAUGAAACGGCAAGUAGGGUUUGCUCCAGCUGCCAUUGUUUCAUCACAAAAAAGUUCUGAUGCAUCGGUGCUGAAAACCCUUGAUAUAAAUAGAUCUCUGUGGUCCCAUUCCCCAUUAAUUGCUGCAAGGAAAUUAUCUGCUGAAGAAGAUGAUGCUCUCAACAUGGCAGCUCAGAAAUUUAGACCAAACAUCUCUAAAGAGAACAAUAAACCUGAUGCUAGUGAUAAUGAUGAUAAUCCUUAUCUAACCAUAGCAAUGGCCAGAGAUUCACUGAGACAGAAAGAAGAGACUAAAAAGAAGCUAGUGGAGAUCGAUCAGUUGGAUGAUGAACUGAUUGGUUUGAAGCAAAAAAAUGAAACAGAGAGGCUCGCCCUGCAGGAAUUGGAGACAGUGCUAAUCAAACGGAGGCGGAGAGUUGAGAAAUGUCGGCGUUUGGCAGAGGCUCAGUCCUCUUACAAGGUCUUAUUGGAAAAAAUGAUCCGAGAUGCCAUGCAUCAGAGUGUUGUUUACAAGGAGCAGCUUAGGCUGAACCAGGCUGCUACCAGUGCUCUUAUGGCAAGACUGGAGACACAGAGAGCAAUCUGUGAUGCUUCUGAGAAUGAACUUCGCCGGAAAUUCAAACAAAGAGAUGAGAUUGAAAAGCAGAUUAGGCCUUCUUGGGAGCAAGCACGGAAGAGAUCACGCCUUGAUGAUACACUAUUCGAGCAAAGGCAUGAUAAAGCCAUUCAGUUGCUGGCGGCAGGGAGGAUCGACAACCAUCGAAAGAAGGAGCUCAGAGUGUUUCUAGAGGAGGAGCAGAAGGCUUCUGAAGCCGCCCUAUCUCUCGGUGAAGGGGAAGAGUCAGGGGAAACUACAACGACCGACAGUACAGAGAAGGAUGAAACAUAUAGGAUUUUGGUAAGUAAUGAUCAUCCAAAGGAAUUUGCUUUAAGAGAGGGCAAUUGCAGCAAGAACAUCGAAUCAGAAGGGAAGAAGAAAUCUUCUUGUCUUAUCCAGGCUGAAGGAGAAGGUAAAAAACCUAUAGCUAUGAUUGAAGAGAAGCUCAAGCACUUAGAAAUCGGAGAGCGACAUUGCAGCAAUACGGAACCAAAGAAGCGAAAUCUCUUACCUAAAAGCAGCCUGCAUGAAGAAGGCCAACAAGAGUAUAGAAAGCUGGGAGUUUCCAAGAAUGAAGUGGCACAAAAUGGUAAGUUCAAGCAAUUAGCAAUCAGAGAGGAUAAUUUGAGCAGUAAGUCUGAUGUUCCUAAACCUACGAGUCUGAUUCCUCAAAGUCUUUGUGAAGAAGAUGAUGAUGAGGACUACCGGAACCAAGUUGGGAAAGGGAACGUAGAGAAGUGGCUUCAGAUGCUGUUGGGAAACAUGCAGGAAGGCCCUUCCCUAGACUCCUCACCUGCGGGGGAACCUGACAGACCAGAGAGCAGCACAAAUGAAUUAGUCAACGAACUGAACUCUGUAAAUCCACAGAAGGAGAUCAAAUUUUUAAGGCUUAAACCAUUAGAUGAAAAUGGUGAUUCUGAUCUGAAUUCUGACAAACAGCAAACUAAAGACAGAAAUUGCAGGGAAAGCAGGACUAGUGAGGCUAUUAUGAUGAAUGACAGCAAUGUGUAUGAUAGGAGUAAUGAUGUUAUAGGAGUUGGGAGCAGUUGUGCUGGUAGUAGGAAGAGCUUUGGAGCAAAGGAGAGAGAGGAGAAGAAAGGAGCACUUCCAAGGUCUGAGAGUGGCAGGGGCUUUAGGUCUUUCCCAUCAUCACCUUCAAUGUAUGAUGUUAUGGGAGUUGGGAGCAGUUGUGCUGGUAGCAGGAAGAGCUUUGGAGCAAAGGAGAGAGAGGAGAAGAAAGGAGCACUUCCAAGGUCUGAGAGUGGUAGGGGCUUUAGGUCUUUCCCAUCAUCACCUUCAAUGAUCUUGGGAAUGAGAAGGGGUGCGGAAUGCAUAGGAAAGAAGCCAAAAGUGAUCGAUGACGAUGAUGAUCACAAUGAGGAUUCUGUGGCUACAAGCAACAGCAAGUUCAUCAAGAUGUGCACCAAAGCAAUUAAGAAAGCAGCGAACAAGUGAUGGUUGUGAUAUAUAUUUGAAGAUUUUAAUUUAUCAUUUUUUUUUCCAGUACUUGUGAGGUGUAAUUGUUUCUAUCACCAAUUAAUCUCUUUGUAUUGUUUGUGUGCUUGUUAUUUGUUAUAUUUUACAAUUAUAUUUCUGUCAAUCUCUUUGUACCUGAGGGUGGAUUGGUUUGGGAUAUGUGUAAAAUAAAUGAAUCUCACUUGGCUUGCUUUGUA
This is a messenger RNA of Phoenix dactylifera (date palm), 3047 nucleotides long. RefSeq names its product trichohyalin. The record is from RefSeq and is a predicted model, not a curated record. NCBI's taxonomy places the organism in Eukaryota, Viridiplantae, Streptophyta, Magnoliopsida, Arecales, Arecaceae.